Molecule: messenger RNA, 896 nt
Organism: Anguilla anguilla (European eel)
Lineage: Eukaryota; Metazoa; Chordata; Actinopteri; Anguilliformes; Anguillidae
Gene: apoda.2
Product: apolipoprotein Da, duplicate 2
Exons: 5
Coding region: 118-711 (197 amino acids)
Biological process (GO): brain development; tissue regeneration; lipid transport
Molecular function (GO): lipid binding
Source: RefSeq, a predicted model, not a curated record
UUAUUCAUUCCUCAAACACCUCUAUAUAAGUGCUGGCCUCCAACUUCACUCUUUACACUUUACACUUUGGGCACUGAACCAACCUGAGAUCAACCCUUCAAAGUAAACAUUGAGGAAAUGCAGGCAUUACAUGCUCUGUUCCUGACCAUGGGGUCCUUCCUGGCGGUCAACGCCCAGUCCUUCCAUCUUGGGAGAUGCCCGACACCGCCCGUUCAACAGAACUUUGAUGUUGCCAAGUACAUGGGCAGGUGGUACGAGAUCCAGAAACUCCCAGCGGUCUUCGAGUUGGGGACUUGUAACCAGGCUACCUACACCUUGAUGCCUGAAGGUGUGGUCAAGGUUGUGAACGCAGAGCUCCUGUCAGAUGGCAUGGUGCACAGCAUCGAGGGCACUGCAAGAGUGAAGAAUGCCUCACAGCCAGCCAUCCUGGAAGUUAGUUUCUUUAAAGGAGCACCCAGUGCCCCCUAUUGGGUGCUGUCCACAGAUUACGAAAGCUACACCCUGGUCUACGCCUGCACCAACUACCUUGGCUUUUUCUACGUGGACUUUGCCUGGAUCAUGAGCAGGUCCCGCACCCUGCAGGAGGAAACCGUCACGGAGCUUCGCAAUGUGCUCACCUCCAACGGCAUCAGUGUGAAGAGGAUGAUGGUCUCUGACCAGACCAACUGCGCUGCCAUGACACAGGAAGGGGGCCCUGUCAUCGCUGAGUGAAGUGGGCUGUUCCAGAAACUGAACAGAACAUCCUGUAAAACAGUUACAGUGCAGUGAAUAGAAAAUACAAUUAUAGCUACAAAUGUGUAAAUGAUUAAGUGAUUGUGACUUAUUAAGCUCUCGCAUAUCAGUGUGCGCACUUUGACAAUGAACCGUGUAAUUAAAAAUGCACUGGGAACAACAUC